This is a messenger RNA of Antechinus flavipes (yellow-footed antechinus), 2378 nucleotides long. It is a transcript of the gene ESM1, whose product is annotated as endothelial cell specific molecule 1. Gene Ontology annotation, cellular component: extracellular region. The record is from RefSeq and is a predicted model, not a curated record. Lineage: Eukaryota; Metazoa; Chordata; Mammalia; Dasyuromorphia; Dasyuridae. The transcript is spliced from 3 exons. The coding region runs from base 326 to 871 and encodes 181 amino acids.
ACAACUAACUAAACAUAACAGAUGACAUCAGCUCGGGCUUUUCAAUUCCUGGAUGGCAGCGGCGUGUUAAUCCAACCUUCAUCCUGGAUUUCAUAAACUAAAGCAAGAGAGGUUGGCAGGAGGACAACUCAGCCGGAUUGAGGAAAUUGAUGACGGCGGAGCGUGAGGGCAACCCAGCGUAUAAAACUCAUCCCCUUGCAGCCCGAUGCUCAGCUACUUCUUUGGAUUCUUGACGGCUGUAUCCCGCAGCCAGGACCGCGGGGCUCUAAGUUGAGAAUUCGUCUAUCAAGUCCAGCCUCCUAGUGCGCCAGCCGAGGAAUCAGCCAUGAAGGGCCUCUGGCUGCUGUUGAUCACGCUGCUGGGACCUGUGCACCUGGAGGCGGACAGGAGUAGUAGGUACGCGGUGGACUGCCCCGCUCACUGCGACCCCAACCACUGCAAAAGCAGCCAGCAGUGCAAGCAAACCGUGCUGGACGACUGCGGCUGCUGCCGCGUGUGCGCCGCAACCCUCGGACAGACUUGCUACCGCACAGUCUCGGGCAUGGACGGCGCCAAGUGCGGCCCGGGGCUGUACUGCCACUUUUCCAACCAGGAGGAUGCUUUUGGCGAAGAGUAUGGCAUCUGCAAAGAGUGUCCUUAUGGUACCUUUGGAAUGGGAUGCAUACAGACCUGCACAUGUUCAUCUGGCAUAUGUGACAAAGUUACCGGAAAAUGCAUAAAAUUUUCCUUUUUCUCAUCAAAGUUUUCCAAAAAGAGAUUACCUUCUUCAGAUCAUGACAUGGCUUCUGGAGAUGGCAAUGCAGUCAAAGAACAAUUUGUGAAAAACAAUGCAGCUCACCCUCCGGUAACAAAAUGGUUAAAGCCCCGCUGAUAUUGGGUGUGGUUCGAUGAACAGCCAAAUGAGUACUCCCCUUGAAGAUUGUUCAAUGCACAGUCACACAUUUCAAGAGAAAGCUAGCUUAUUCAAUAAGAAAACCUGAUUUCUGGAGACCAAAUGUGAUCCAGUGUGAUUCUGGUGGAGGGAGGGAUGGGAGGGAAGGGGAAGAUUAUUUAAAUUCUAUCAAAUGCAUAUGGCUGGAGACUUUUAGACAUUUGUCUUGAUAAGUAUUUGAACAUUAGACAUGUUCUGGAUCCAUUAGAUAUAUAGCAAUAAUGAAGAACUAAAAAAAAGAUACUUAAAUAAUACCAGUGUUCAGAUGUGGUGGUCAAAGAGAAGACAUCCAGAACUAAAAUUCCUAGUCUGUCCUGUGAUUGGGAUGGAUACUGACAACAAAGGCCCAACAAUGAGGAAUGGGAAGACUGGGAAAGGAUAGGAUAGGAGGGCACAUAUUAUAUGCCAACUUGCUUUCUUAUAAUGCCUUUUAAUUCAAUGUAAUGGUUGUAAUAGAAUUGAAUGCUUUCUUUCACAUCAAGAGAAACAAAAGGAAAUCUAAAUGAGAAAACCCAAUGGAAAUAAGUGAUGGACGUUUGCUGCCCAUAUGAAGAUUGUGUAGAUGUGGUUAACACUGGGGACUACUUCUAUAGACUCAGAUGACUUGUAGAAGGAUUCUAGAAAUUAUUUUUAAAAUUAUUUUCCAUCUCAGAGGCAAGAUAUGGAGACAUUUUUGUUAGUUUGGGGCUAAAGGGUAAAUAUUUAUAUAUUUUUAUAAAGAUACAUGUUAUUAUGAUUCAUCUUAUAUGUCCAUAUCUAUCUCUUUCUUGAGGAGGUGAUCAUGGCAUGGAAUAUGCAGAGGAUGGUAAUGAGAAAGUUGAGAGAGCUGCCUAAAGGCAGAUUGAACUUUCCAAAUACGAGUAGCCCACUAACUUGAUGGCAAUUAUAAUAAUAGAAGUUAUAAGCAUAAGUGGAACCUCAAACACUUCAGCCACAUGACAAUUAUUUUUUGUUAGAUUUCCCCCAAAAUGUACUGUGACUGAAAUGUCAUUCUCCUUCACAAUUGCAAAUGACUCCUUGAGUAAGGCAGUAAAAGGAAGGUUAAUUUUAAACUAGUAGCUGUUCUGACUUUUCAACUUUGAAAGAUUUGAUGCCUCUUUUUUAAAACCUGAAAAAUGGGGAUAUACGGUGGAAAUUGGGGUACAGUUAUAAUGAUCCUAGCAUAAGCAAUACCAUUAUAUGAGAUGCUGGCCAGGAACAUUUACAAACUAUUUUAUUUGGAGUUAAGAAUUGAGUUAUUGUUAUUAUUGUUGUUGCUAUUAUUAUUAUUAUUAUUUAAAAAUGAUUUUACUAUUUACAUAGUUUAUUUACAUAAAUUGUAGGCUCUAAGUUUUGCCAGAGUUGUGAAUGACAGGUGGGGUCUUUGAAUGUAAACCUAAUAAGCUGUUUGAUUUUUCUUUUUAAAAUGACAUGUUUAUUAUUAUUCAAUAAAAACCAAUUGCUAUUA